CAAAGUCCAUCAGUAUCACUGAACUGCUUGUAGCUAUUAAUCUUCAUAAGCGUCUGAGUACAAGGAAGGUAAAAAUUGACAACAUGGCAGGUCCUCAGACAAACCAACAGGCUAGAUCCUGGGAUCCAAAAUUCACACACGAAGAUAGGGAAAGAUGGGUUUGCGUGUACCCUGCAUAUAUAAAUAGCAAGAAGACUGUAAAGGAAGGGAGAAGAAUUCCUAAAGAUAAGGCUGUAGAAAACCCAUCAUAUAUAGAAAUCAGAGAUGUGUGUUUAAGUGCUCAACUUAUUAUUGGUGUAGAGAAUAAGACAUAUUGUAGGGAACUAGAACAUAAGGACCUAAAGUAUAGAGGUAGAAUACGCAUACAGUUAAAAAAUGAAGACGGAUCACUGAAAUAUGAAAAAUUUCCUAAUAAGCAGUCAAUAUUGUUAUACCUGGGAGAGACUAUACCCAAGUUAAAGACCCGGCAGCACGGUGGCGGGGGAUCCCAACAGGGCGCACAACAACAGCAAGGUGGUAAAUCACAGAAAAAGAAGGGCAGAAAGGGGAAAUGAACAUUCAGUUGAAAAAGACAUAAUUAUUAGAAAAUCAGAUUCUGUUGAAACGACCAAUAGGUGGCCGUCUUUUCUAAAUUGUAGAAAAAGGAGAUAUUUUGUGUUGAAUCAAAAAUUAUUUAACAGUUUAUUAUUCGUACAUGGUAUUUAUGUUAUAGUCUGUUGAUAUUUGGCCUGAUGUUGUUUUGAUUAGGAAAAUUUCAGGCUGUAUGAAAGCAAGGUCGAGGAAUGGCCGAUAGUGAUGUAUUCAGUUUGUCAAGUAUUACAGAUAUACAUGAUAUUUCAGUGUCAUAAUGAUAGUUACAUAUAUAAAGUUGUUUAAAUGGAUCUUUCGUUUUGGUAAUUGUAUAAUACAGAGUGUAUUGUUUAAGAAAAACAAUCUUGCAAAUGAAAGAAAGAUGUGUAAAACAUGAUUGCUAUCAUCAGUAGGCCAAAUGCAUAUUAGUCAAUAUUAGUUUUGUCGGUCUCUUUUCUGUCCUUAAUCUAGGUCAUAACAUAUUCAUUUUAUAUGCUAGAACCUUCAUUUACCAGUACAUGUAUAAUACUGUAUAAAUGGUUAAGUUAGCGACUCAGAAAUAUUGGCAAUUUUCUCGCAAAUUGACGAAAAUCGCUAAAAUUUGCUCUAGCGUGAAUAUCAACCAAUCUGUCUUUAAAUUCUAUCCUGUAUGGUUUGCUAAUAUUUCCACACUCAUAAUAUCAGGAAUUUAAAUUCACUAACUAUUUGACAUGCGUAAAUAUCCAUUUAUACAUUACUUGUUAACAAGAUCUUUAUUAUAAAUGAGACAUUCACAUAAUUUAUACACCAGGUCUCAUAAAGUGGCAAAUGACCUGGAAAUUGCAAGAAAUUUUACCUAUUAACAGGCUUUAGAAGUGCAUUGAAGUCGUUAUUUAUGAACACUUCUUAUAAUUUUUUUAAUACAAUGAUUGAUUUAUCAUUGUUGACCAGCUGUGACAUGUACAUGUAUAUCAAAUGCUAUUUAUGUUACUGUUAAAUCAAUCUUAAAAAAGACAUCAAUCUUUAAAAUUAAAAGUAGUUUAAUAUUAUUUCAUUGCUUUAAUUUUAGUUGAUUUAUAUUUAUUUCCAAAAAUAUAUACAUAUUUACAAUCAUAAUUCAAAAUCAAAUCAUGUAUUUAAAGUAAAGGAUAAAAACUUAAGACAAAAUCUUUUAAAAGUCAUCUCCAUUUUACUUAAUCAUGUGUUCGAUUUUUGUACUACAGUAAGUUAAGUAUUUUAGGAAUUGGGAAUAUAAAUAUUUAUUAAGGAAAAAAUUAGGAAUUUUGAUUGAGUAACAUCACAAUGGUGUGAGUUGAAUAACGUUUAAGUUUUAUUGAAUAAACUUUCUUUGGACAUAUGGUAAUGGUAGUUUCUUUUUCUUUAUAUAUUUAUAAAUUUGAAAUUAUGUUUAAGAUACAAUAAUUAUAACAGUUGUUUUACUCUUUUCAAGCCUCAGCAGUUAUUUAUGUAAUUAAAAGCCAGAUCUUUUCUAUAUUGUUAAAGCAUCUGAAUUAUUUACAUACAUGUUUAUGUGGAGUAAUAAUGUAAUUACUCAAUAUAUGUACAAAAUAUGGAAAUUGGUGUGCAAAUUUUUGUGAACAUUGAAUUUUUUCAAAUAAAUAUAAUGAAAUAU
Messenger RNA from Ruditapes philippinarum (Manila clam), 2182 nucleotides. RefSeq names its product signal recognition particle 19 kDa protein-like. Gene Ontology annotation, molecular function: 7S RNA binding. Gene Ontology annotation, biological process: SRP-dependent cotranslational protein targeting to membrane, signal sequence recognition; SRP-dependent cotranslational protein targeting to membrane. The transcript has 5 exons. Bases 84 to 554 code for a protein of 156 amino acids. Gene Ontology annotation, cellular component: signal recognition particle, endoplasmic reticulum targeting. NCBI's taxonomy places the organism in Eukaryota, Metazoa, Mollusca, Bivalvia, Venerida, Veneridae. The record is from RefSeq and is a predicted model, not a curated record.